AUGGGCAUCAUUACCGCUGUCAAGGAACAUGUUCUCUUUUGCGAGGAGGGUCCCGACUGCCCGUAUUGCCAGCCCAGUGACGACACCGACUCGGAGGAUGAUGCGACGGACGAGGAGCUGUCGGACGCCGAGGAAAGUUACAUUCAGCACUGCGAGGAGCACACGUGCCAGUGUGCUGAGGAACUCGAGCCCGUGGAGGGACACCCGCACCCGGACCCCCCUGUGGAGGCUGGUGACGGAGACGAGGAGACGCCUGUUCUGGUGCCCGUCGGCGAAGAUGAGACGGGAAGCGAGCCCUAG
Apiotrichum porosum is the source of this 300-nucleotide messenger RNA. RefSeq lists its product as uncharacterized. The transcript is spliced from 2 exons. The coding region runs from base 1 to 300 and encodes 99 amino acids. Lineage: Eukaryota; Fungi; Basidiomycota; Tremellomycetes; Trichosporonales; Trichosporonaceae. The record is from RefSeq and is a predicted model, not a curated record.